UCUUCUGGAAACUUCAGGACGAUGAAGAGGAACUCAUUUUGGCUGGGUUUUAGCUAAUUAUUAAGUUUUUGUUUUAUGGAAAACGUGUUGCUGGACCGAAGAUCAGGAUGAUACCAUGCUGGUCCAACUGCUAGGGCUGAUUUUUCUGCUAAACUCUGCAAAUUCGCAGCCCAGCAAUAGCGAAGUGGUGUACCAUGACACCGCGAUGUAUGGCGUGGUGGGCAAAGCCGUAAUCCUGGAGUGUGGGUCCGCCUUACCUGACAUAUACAUAUGGGGCUUCACCAAACCUGGCACUGAAAAAAUCAAGGCGAUAGUGUACGACCUGGGCGAAGGUCCCAAGAUCCAGAAGCUGGCCCAGACGCUCGGGCAGUUGACGGUUAUCUCCAAAAGUGCUGAUAUAAGCAUCGACAAGCUUCCUGUGGCGGCUCAGGGCCUCUACACCUGCCAGGCUUUCUACGACUUAGAGAACACACCUGUAGUUCACUAUUACUAUGUGCAUCUCACAGUACGAGUACCAGUGACGAAGCCUUACCUCCUGGUGAGCGAUGUGUCUCCAGUGGAAGGAUCAACAAUAUGGCUUAGAUGUAAUCUGGACAACGGGACAGGCCCCAUCCAGUAUAUGUGGCAGCAUGAAAAUCAUCACGGAAACGUAUCGGCGUUCGCGCAGGGCAACAGCAGUGUCAUCAACGUGACCGAGGUGAACCGUAACCACACAGGCUGGUUCCGCUGUCUGGCCAGCAACGCAGUGAACAGUGAGCGCUCUGAUCGAAUAUGGCUGGAUAUUAUCUUUGGUCCGGACAUUCCCAGUAUCGACGUGACGCCAUACACGGCAACCGAGCGAGGUUACUCAGCUCUGGAACGAGAGACCGUCUCUCUGCAGUGUCAAGCUCAGUCCAACCCACCCAGUCAGUACGUGUGGUUCUACAACAACUCGCAGGUGUACAGCGGGCCUCGAUACACCAUCACCAAGGUUCGCCGCAUGCACACGGGCGACUACGCCUGCCUGGCACAGAACACCUACCUAAACACUCGUUCCAAGAAAACCAUCAGCUUAACCGUCUACUAUCCACCAGAUGGUUCCCCUUCUUGCUCCUUGGAGCCGGCAGCUAAUCACACCUCCCUGAGACUACGCUGCUCCUGGCCUGGCGGUUUCCCAUCCGCCACUGUUCAAUGGGCCGGACACUUGAAACGUGCAAGAAGAGAUGAGGCCGACAGUAGGCACAACAGCGAUAUUUUGUUGCCGUCCGGAUCUUUCUCUGGCAACAGCAGCUUGUUUACAUGCAAAGGCUCUCACCUAGCACUCAAAAAUCCACUGGAGUGCAGCACACGUGCAUAUCUACCCCCUUCAGAACCGGUGUGUUUAGCCUACGUGACCGUCAACAAGAUGUAUCUGAUGUUGUCUUGCUCCUGGGACGGAGGGACACCGAAUGCUUUGGUGUGGUGGGAAGGCCCCGGCGACCUUGGCACAACGAGAGAAGAGAACUCGAACAUCCUGAUCAUUCGCUAUGGCACGGCCCGCAGUGGAAGACCUUACGUCUGCCAUGCAAAACACCCACUUGUGGUCCAAACACAGACCUGCAGGCUAACAUUAGAGGCCCCGGUGUUACUAACACAACGAAGGGUUGUAUCCGUGUAUGAAGGGGCCGAUGUGCAACUCUCUUGCAACCUGAGAGCAAACUACCUUCCAACCAAUCAAAUAACCUGGUUCAAUAAUCACGGUUUGGAUGUCAGGGACACCGCCAAGUACAUGCUACUACGAACGUCAGCAUGGGCUAACCUGACUGUGAGAAACACAGAUGAAACUCAGGAUAGUGGCGAGUACAGGUGCACCUCAAGCAACGCGGUUGGAGGAGCUGACCUUAACAUCACGCUAGUAGUUAUGAAGCAUCCCAUGCCUCCCAAUGCCACCCUGAUCAGGGUAACCUACAUUGGUCGCCAGCGGAACGAGGUGGAGUUAGAGUGGCAGAUGGAGGAUGACGCUCAACAAGGCUGGACCGGAUUCAUAGUGCAGCACCGAGCUGCAAACGGGAGGCCAGAGAAGAGAGCAAACAAUGACUCGAUGAGGGAAAGAGAGGAACGAAUGAGUCCCUCAGUUUGGCAGCAUAACAUCAUCCAGGAUCCUGAUGUCAGAAUUCACACUGUGGGCAGACUGACACCCAGCACAAACUACCAGUUCCGGAUUAUGCCUUUUAACCACCGAACCUUCGGGCACCCCUCUGCUGCGAAGAUGCCAGGUGAAAGACCCAACCCAAAUCCUACACAAACAUCCACACACGACAAUCAUUUUCUGUUUGCUUCUUCCCUUCUUCUGUCAUCUUAUGUUCUAUGUAUAUGAGAAUAUUCCACCUAAAGUUAAGCGGGGGAAUUUUGGAAAUAUUCAAAGUUGGACAAAGCUGAGGAUGUGGAUGGAGAUUAUUACGGUACUACUAUAUGGCGCACCCUUAUAAACUUUUAGUAAUUACAUUUUGAGUAGCUUCUAUCAACAAUCUAAUACAAUUUCCCUGUUGACUCAAUGAGUUUUAACUUAAAAUGGGAUCUGGUGUACUAAAUAGUACAGUAUAUAGUCUAGCAACAUGAAUCACAGAACUAAGAACUAAUGGGGGAACCAGUGAACUAGCUGUUUUGUGUUAAAACUGUUUUUUUUUAAAUUUAUUAUUAUUAUUUUUUUAAAUCCUAUAAAUACCCAUGUUACAUCAGCUUGCAACAUGUCCAACUUCAAAAAUUCCCCAAAUUUUACAACUUUACUCACGCCAUAUCUGUGAUUGCUAACAGCUGAGAACAUCCAUGUUAUAAGCCUAAGAUUCUAAAUAUGUUAAGUGUAUAUACCAGUGGUGGAUGCUGUUAUUUCAAGGAGGGGAAGCUCAAAGUGUGUCCAAAGGGGCUCAGGGAAAGAAAUUAGAGUGCCAGAAGUCUGUCUCUAAACACAAGCAGCGACAAAAGAAAAAAAAAAUUUUUUUACUUGUCGUUUUUAACAAAGAUAGUGUCACUAAGAUGAUUAGGAAAGUCUCCAGUUCAACUCAGAACAACAGAAUGAAAAUUGAAAAAUUCUUCCCACGGACGUUAAACAACAAAAUUGCUGAUUCGCUCAUUUCCCUGUCAAUCAAAAAGGGAUUCAGCCUCAGACAGAUCAUCCAAUCGUCACGCAGCGUAGCAGAGCGUCCGGGCCAGCCAAGUCCUGCCCACUGUCCUAAGACCUCCAGAGAAGCACGGUGUCUAUUGGGCAGGACAAACCCAGCUUUAGCAGUAGUGGAACAAUGCAUUCUCAACUCUGGAGAUGCACACUGUUUAAAAGACUGUGACUCUGCUAGAAUGAACAAAAAGUAAGCUAACCAAGGAAGCUGAUUCUGAACAAAAGUUUAGCACGUUAUAGCGCAUAAUUCGUCAAUGGCAUGUAGACACGACAGUAUGCAUUUUAUCACUUAUUUUUUGACAUUUUAGGGGAAAUUGAGCUUCCUUUGCAGUCAUAGAGCAAUCACCUCUGGUAUAUACAGUAUAUACUUUACUAUGUACGAUGGUUGCAAUGAGUAACUGUGAUGUGUUGCAGCCGAGCCACGCUCUAACAACCUCCCCGCUGUGAUCGGAGCAGCUGUAGGCGGGAUGCUCUUCGCGGCCAUCGCGACUGUGCUGCUGCUCGUGUACAUUUUCCGAAACCGCAACA
Corythoichthys intestinalis (scribbled pipefish) is the source of this 3658-nucleotide messenger RNA. RefSeq names its product V-set and immunoglobulin domain-containing protein 10-like 2. Lineage: Eukaryota; Metazoa; Chordata; Actinopteri; Syngnathiformes; Syngnathidae. The transcript is spliced from 9 exons. The coding region runs from base 116 to 2335 and encodes 739 amino acids. Gene Ontology annotation, molecular function: protein binding. The record is from RefSeq and is a predicted model, not a curated record.